Messenger RNA from Seminavis robusta, 1858 nucleotides. The record is from the annotation of a GenBank genome assembly. Lineage: Eukaryota; Bacillariophyta; Bacillariophyceae; Naviculales; Naviculaceae.
ACCGAAGCACAUUUUUGGUACGCCUGUACAACCAAUGACGCUCUCUGGCUUUGGCCGCCCAGCACUCAGCACUCUCUCUGUUGCUGACUUUUGGUCUCAGUCUAUAUCCACCGCCGCUGCCACCACCUCACCAAGCAAGCAGCUGACAACAUCAUGCCAUCUACAGCUCCAGGAACUCCUCCGAGAGAGCAGCCAUUGCCAAAUGAAGCCCCCAUUGACCAGUUGUUGGAUAAGGAUGACAUCUGGAUCAACAAUAUCCUUCCUUGUUUAGGUAUUGGACAGUAUGCAUUCGUGGGUGCCGUCAACAAAAAAUUCAAUCAACUCUACAAAGCUUGUUUUGCUUCCGUGGAGGACCCUUGUCUUCGAGUGAAAUGCAGCUAUCAUCCUUACCACCGCGCAGCGACUUGUACAGAAACAUCCUACACUGCCGCAUUCUUCAACGUGUCAUGUGCCCAGUACUGGGAACGCGGAAAUCACGACGUUUCCGCCUCGAUUCUCUCUCUUCCCUGUAGUAUUGCAGCUAAAACGGGGAAUCUGCGGCUUCUUCAGUGGGCCCGCCACAACGGAUAUCCAUGGGACGAAGAGAUUUGCGCCCAAGCUGCGUCUCGGGGCGAUUUGGAGCUCCUCAAAUGGGCACGUGAAAAUGGCUGUCCAUGGGAUCGGCGUACCUGUUUCUUUGCAGCCAAAGAAGGUCAUCUGGAGAUCCUCAAGUGGGCACGUCAAAAUGGCUGUCGAUGGAAUGCAACGACAUGCGCCCAUGCUGCUCAAAAUGGACAUUUGGAGAUCCUCAAAUGGGCACGUGCAAAUAGUUGUCCAUGGGACGAGCAUACUUGUGCCGCGGCCGCUGGGAAUGGUCAUUUGGUGGUUCUGAAAUGGGCUCGAGAUAAUGGUUGUCCAUGGAAUAAGCGUACUUGUGCUGCAGCAGCUGGAGAUGGUCAUUUGGAUGCCUUGAUAUGGGCACAUCAAAAUGGAUGUCCUUGGGAUGAAGAGACUUGUGCAGAGGCUGCCAUGAAUGGUCAUUUGGGUGUUCUAGAGUGGGCACAUACAAAUGGCUGUCCUUGGGAUGGAUCGACAUGCUGGAGAGCUGCUAAUUAUGGUCACUAUGAGGUACUGAAAUGGGCAUACGAAAACGGAUGUCCUUGGGAAGUUGAUGAAGAGACAAUGGAAUCUGCUCUUGAAGGUGGUGAGUUGGAGAUUUUCAAGUUGGCCCAUGAGACUGGACGGCCUUGGUGUGAAGAUACCUGUUACAUUGCUGCUCGGUUGGGUCACUUUGAGUUGCUGAAGUGGGCCCAUGAGAAUGGCUGCCCGUGGGAUGAAGAGACAUGCUAUGGAGCGGCUGCAGCUGGGGAGUUUGAAAUUUUGCAGUGGGCCCGAGAGCAUGGUUGUCCGUGGGACGAAGGGACCUGUGCAAGUGCUGCUGGAGCUGGGAACUUGGAAAUACUAAGAUGGGCCCACGAAAAUGGUUGUCCAUGGGGACCAGACACUAUUUGGAGCGCAAAUGAUAAUGGGCAUUAUGAAGUUGAGCAAUGGGCCCGAGACAAUGGAUGCCCACUGGAAUGGGAGUAUCCUUCUGAUUCUAGCUAGUCAGCAUUCCGAUUUCGAUUCGGAUGGGCUAUCAGGAGAGGAAACAAAGUAGCAACCCGAGGCGUACCCGUGUAGAGCACAAGUAGGUCACGAGCUGGUUGAAAGUGUACUCAGACCAAUUUAGUAGCUGUGUCUUGCCUUCCCAAAGAAAUCUAACCUCGUUUUAGCAAGCUAAAGCGGCAAGAUCAAGCUGCCACUAUGAAAGUAGUGUAUCUGUAGCCAAGAGAAAAGUUGGUUGGGUCAACCCAAUAUGACACUAGAUCCAUGCCUCCAC